Molecule: messenger RNA, 2489 nt
Organism: Epinephelus lanceolatus (giant grouper)
Lineage: Eukaryota; Metazoa; Chordata; Actinopteri; Perciformes; Serranidae
Gene: irf3
Product: interferon regulatory factor 3
Biological process (GO): regulation of transcription by RNA polymerase II; immune system process
Cellular component (GO): nucleus
Molecular function (GO): DNA-binding transcription factor activity, RNA polymerase II-specific; protein binding; RNA polymerase II cis-regulatory region sequence-specific DNA binding
Source: RefSeq, a predicted model, not a curated record
UGACGAGUCGGAGUUUCCCGAGAAAACCUCAACACAUCAGGGAGCAGCCGGUCCGGACUGCAGACGGCAUUUAAGGAAGAGACAAGUGGGGUUGACACACAUACACCUUCAUCUCUUACUCACAGCCGUUACCUUACCUGCACUUGAACUCAACACACAACACCGAGACCUCGGCGCGAGCCCACAGAAAUGUCUCAUUCUAAACCACUGCUCAUCCCUUGGCUGCGGACCCAGAUUGACAGCAAAAGGUAUCCUGGUGUCCAGUGGACAAACCUGGAGCAAACCGAGUUCUCCAUCCCGUGGAAACAUGCUUUAAGACAGGACUCCUCUGACAUGGACAUCCUCAUCUUUAAGGCCUGGGCAGAGGGGAGUGGCAAUGGGCGGGUUCAUGGGGACCCCUCGGUGUGGAAGAGGAACUUCCGCAGCGCCCUCCGAGCCAAAGGCUUCAAACUGGUCAGCGACAACAAGAACGACCCUGCUAACCCCCAUAAAGUGUUUUGCUGGCCGGAUGAGCCAACGUCAGGAGCUAACUCCUCUGCUGGAUCCCAGGACCAAGAUGACCCUGAUUUGUUUGAGGAUUAUGGCUUUCCUAUACAAGAAAGCCAGGUCGUCCCAUGCUUUGAUGUCUAUCUUCAAGCCGCAGACUCCCCUGCCGGCCAGGAUAUUCUCCAGGAGUGUUUAAAGGGACUGAACAUUGGCCCUGAACCGGAGGGCACCGCAGGCUUUGAGCCUCCUCCUGAGCAACAACAGCUCCAAAACCCGGUUGUGAUUGGUGGACAUGCGUUGCCUGGGCAACAGCAGUAUCCAGUAAUGUCUGAGGGUGCAGUCGGUGAAGCUGGGUUGCCUGAGCAACCGGCACAUCCAAUGGAAGGAGCCGUGGGAGGGGCCUGUGAUGGGCAGUUGGUGGAGCAGUUUCUUCAUACUAUUACCAAGACCAGUGAUAGAGAUAAUUUCAAGACUCAAUUCAGGAUAACAGUGUACUACAGAGGGGUGAAGGUGUCCGAGCAGCUGGUUCAGAAUGAAGAUGGAAUUCGCCUCGUCUACAGGCCUGACCUCAUUGGGCCGGUUGUGGAUCACGAGUCAGGCCUCACCCUGGUCUCUCUGCCAAGUCCGGGAGCCAUGCUGGAUCAAACCCAAGCCAAUCUGACCCAACGCAUCCUGGACAAGCUGGAUGGUUUAGACGUGGGGGUGUCGGGCCACGUGGUCUACGGACUGCGACGAGGGGGGGAAACCAAAGCAUUCUGGAGCUUCUCCAAGUUUGACAGGAACAAGCAGCCCCAAGAGAUUUCUAAACUGCAGCCUCAGCCACUGUACCAGUUCAAGGACUUUGUGCGAGGAAUAUUGGACUUCAUUGAUGGGAGAGACUGCCCUCCGUGCUCCCUGUUCUUCUGCCUCGGGGAGAAGUGGCCUGACCCAGACAACAGGCCUUGGGAGAAGAAACUCAUCAUGGUGGAGGUGGUCCUGACUUCAAUGGAGGUACUGAAGGACAUGGCUGUAGGAGGUGGCGCCUCCUCCCUGCAGUCUGUGGAGCUGCAGAUGUCUCUCGAGGAGAUGAUGGAGAUGUACUGACACAUUCCUCUGUGCCUUCAAGUCAUUGUUUACCCUUUGUAAUCCUUAACAACAUCUCAGAAAUAAUCAUGUUGACACGUACACCAAAUAGAUCAUGUACUUUCAACUUGCACCAUGUUUAAAUAUGAAUAUGUGCUUUUAAAUUAAUUCAGACAAUGGCGUUUUUUGUGUAAAACAAUGAGGAUCUUCUACCAUGAUUAGUGAUGCAUUGGUGCUAGUGUUUGAGGAUUAAAACCACAUUUCUGUGAAUCUGUGAAUCAUUUCUGCUUUCCAAUGCAAAGAAACUGAGCUAAAUAAAGGAUCCAUCAGCUCAGGAAGUAAACAAACUCUGUUCGCAGGCCUUCCACUCUUCCUUCAUUCUGCCCUUGCAAAUGUGUGUGUGCUGAAACAGAUAAAGACGUACACUUUCAAAAAAACUAAUCAAAAUUGAAAUACUGUGUGUAGCCAUUAACUCAACUGCUGAGUAAAAACUACAAUCAGACUGGAGUUAAAGUUGAUUUAUCAGUGUAGGUGUGAUCAGAACAUCUGGAUUCAGUCUAAAUGUCUUUGAUCUUGCAUCAGAUGAUACAGUUUUAGCACCGUGUUCACCUGAGCACAGUCUGAGACAGUUGUGUAUCGCAGCACACCAGAGAAAUAUGCUGUGCAGAUGUUUAUUUCAUCUUCUACUGAAGGGUCACAGCUGACCAGUUAGAGUGUGGACCAGCCUGUGGUGGGAUUUAAACUGAAUGAACUAUGCAUUUGAACAUAUAAUAUCAACACAAACAAAAUGCUUUAAAGACUUUAUUUAAAUAUUGGGCAAUGUCAUCAUCAUUUCUUAUUUUCUACUAUCCAUCUCAGUCUCCAGUGUGACCUUAUAGCAGCUCUAUAUUAUUAGUUGGAAUCCAAAGAAUAAAAGAAAAGAAAAAAUAAUUUUAAAAAAA